Maylandia zebra (zebra mbuna) is the source of this 902-nucleotide messenger RNA. Its product is annotated as ladderlectin. The record is from RefSeq and is a predicted model, not a curated record. Lineage: Eukaryota; Metazoa; Chordata; Actinopteri; Cichliformes; Cichlidae.
GCCGUGAUCUCAGAGCUGUUCAGCACCUUGUUCCGACCUUGGAAGGCUGAAGCUACUGACUGAACAGACAAGAUAUUCUACAAAAGAGAUACUAAUUAUCACCAUGAAGCUGCUGACUGUGUCUGCACUUCUUUGUGCAAUGAUCGCUCUGACCACUGCUGCCAAUGAAGUGGGUAAGGAUGGGUCUGAAUCAAAUCCCCCAGGAGAGCAUCUUGUUGAGAAGAGAUCUGCAUUUUUUUGGAGACCCUGGGGUUGGACUAGAUAUAGAAACCGAUACUAUCACUUCUUUCCCAAUCAACUGACUUGGGCUCAGGCGCAGAGACACUGUCAGUCCCUGAAUGCAAAUCUGGCGUCUGUGCGCAACCUCGGAGAGUACCGAGCGAUUCAGAGGGUCAUACUUAAUGGUGCUCAUAAUCAUGUCCCUACAUGGAUUGGAGGCUCAGAUGCUCAACAGGAGCGUUAUUGGUUUUGGAUCGAUGGAACCCGUUUCACAUAUGCAAACUGGUGUCACGGAGAGCCUAACAAUGUCAGGGGCAGAGAGAACUGCCUGCAUAUGAAUUGGACAGGAAACCUCUGUAUGAAUGACAUACCCUGUGACGCCAGAUACCCAUUUGUCUGCGCCAGGAAAGUCAGACGAUCUCUGGGAUGAAGGCUUGGUUCACCGGUCUUUAGAGCAAAUAAUCUCAUAAAUCCAGCUUAAAAUGUUUGUCUUCUUACAUCUUUACUUCUUUUAGUUCACCGCAACGCUACAUAAGGAAUGAGUUGAAAAAUGAUGCAACCUGUAGAUGGAUUGUCUCUUUUAAUAAGAACAAACUGAGUGUGUAAUGGAAAGAAUGCUUUAAGCUUUCACUUUACUUCCCUGAAUGAACAUCAUCUUCAUUAUUAAACCUUUAAGCAUUGAA